AUGCCUGUCAAUUCUCCCAGAACAGAGAGCGAACAAGUCGACCCGAUCAGUGCGCCUCUGAACGUCGGUCCUUCAACUCAAAAGACUCUCAAACCCAUAACUGAGAAAAAAUUAGCCAAGUUUCAAGAAGAACAGAAAAAGACUGGGGUCGUAUAUUUAUCUCGAAUACCGCCUUUCAUGAAACCUCAAAAAGUGCGUUACCUGUUACAAGCAUACGGAGAAAUAGGAAGGAUAUACCUGGCACCUGAAGAUCAAAGGAUUCGACAAAGACGAAAAAAGUUUGGCGGAAAUGGAAAGAAAAAUUACACUGAAGGUUGGGUAGAGUUUUUGGACAAGAAUGUUGCGAAAGUUGUAGCGAAUACGUUGAAUGCUAAACCAAUUGACUACUUGGCUAAAGGCGGGAAGAAACGUUUUUAUUAUCACGAUGACUUGUGGAAUAUCAAAUAUUUACCAGGAUUUAAAUGGGAUCAUUUGACAGGGCAGCUAGGUAGAUUUCAAAUUUUGAUACUUGUCAGUUUCAUGGGAAUUGAUACGUAG
This is a messenger RNA of Paraglomus occultum, 537 nucleotides long. Lineage: Eukaryota; Fungi; Glomeromycota; Glomeromycetes; Paraglomerales; Paraglomeraceae. The record is from the annotation of a GenBank genome assembly.